Messenger RNA from Zophobas morio, 601 nucleotides. RefSeq names its product cytochrome c oxidase subunit 5A, mitochondrial (gene COX5A). The transcript is spliced from 2 exons. The record is from RefSeq and is a predicted model, not a curated record. Lineage: Eukaryota; Metazoa; Arthropoda; Insecta; Coleoptera; Tenebrionidae. Gene Ontology annotation, cellular component: mitochondrial inner membrane. Bases 84 to 539 code for a protein of 151 amino acids. Gene Ontology annotation, biological process: mitochondrial electron transport, cytochrome c to oxygen.
UCGCGUAGUUCACUCUGUCUCUAUCAUCUGUCGCAUUGAUCGCCCUCGCCAUUUGUACCAUUUUAUUGUAAAUUUGUUUAAAAAUGUUCCGCACAACGGCUGUCCGCGUGCAUUCCCUUGUAAAAGGGGCACUGAACAUUUCAAAACCAUCAGUAACAACAACCAGGUUUAUGUCUUCUCAUAGUACCGAAACAGAUGAACAGUUUGAUGCCAGGUACGAAAAUUUCUUCAACAGGAAGGAUAUCGACGGCUGGGAAAUCCGACAAGGUAUCAAUGAUCUUUGUGGUCAUGAUUUGGUCCCAGAACCUAAGAUUGUCGUUGCGGCUUUGAAGGCGUGCCGCCGGGUUAAUGAUUACGCUUUGGCUAUCAGGAUUUUGGAAGCCGUGAAGGACAAGUGUGGCGGUAAAGUUAACGAAAUCUACCCGUACAUCAUCCAGGAGGUGAGACCCACUUUGACAGAGCUUGGAAUUGAUACACCUGAGGAACUGGGAUACGAUAAGCCAGAGCUCGCGUUGCAGUCAGUCUAUGACAUUCAUUAAAACCUAAUUUAGUUAGUCAAUGUAAUGUGUUAUUAUUAAUAAUAAAAUCAGUAUAAUAAUAA